This is a messenger RNA of Neogale vison (American mink), 2113 nucleotides long. RefSeq names its product TRAF3 interacting protein 3 (gene TRAF3IP3). The coding region runs from base 401 to 2113 and encodes 570 amino acids. The record is from RefSeq and is a predicted model, not a curated record. NCBI's taxonomy places the organism in Eukaryota, Metazoa, Chordata, Mammalia, Carnivora, Mustelidae. The transcript has 16 exons.
AGGAACUGGGGUGAGCAAGCACUGUGGCUUUGUCUGUUUCCUGUUUCAGCAAAGGCUGCUGUGCAAAAAGAAAGACCGUACUAACAAGGGAAACGCUAAGGGGGCCGUGGAUUGAGAGCUUGCACUUUACUCAGCUGCUGUCCUGCCCCAUCUGAGACAAGAGCCAUGAUCUGCCCAGGAGCUGGAAUGCUCUCCUGAGUUGCUUGGUUUGGAGCCUGGGACCCAAGGCUCACACUGGGAGCUGUGCCCCAGGCGGCCAGACCUAUGCGGGAAGCCCCUCCCUGCACACACAGACAGGAAGCAGGAGCAGACUUGGAAAGGUGGCGACAAACCACUGUCAGACCCAGGCAGCUAUUCCAGGAACUGGAAGCCAAGCACAACAGGUGCUCAGGAGGUCAUCAUGAUCAGCCCGGACCCCAGGCCUUCCCCUCGCUUGGCCCGCUGGGCUGAGAGCUACGAGGCCAAGUGUGAGCGCCGGCAGGAGACCCGUGAGAACCGCCGCUGCCGCCCCAAUGUGACCACUUGCCGCCAGGUGGGGAAGGCACGGAGGCUCCAGCAAAGAGAGCAGCUCCAGAGAGCACGACAACAGGAGUUCUUCAGGAGGAGGAACUUGGAGGUGGAGGAGAAAGGCAAGGCCCAGAGCCCCAGGGCCAAGGAGCGAGGUCCCUCCAGGAGGCCAGGCCAGCCAACUGACCUCAAAGAACCCUUGUCUUGGGCCCACAAGAUCUCUUGCCCCCGGCAGCAGGUGUCAGACACCAGCUCUGAGAUUUUUCGAACCCAGCGUCACCCUCCCUCAGGCACCUGGAGGGAUCUACCUGACCGCCCCUUCCAGGCCAGGGACUUUUCACCGAAGGACUCUCCCACCAAAAAACCACCCCAGCACCAUCGCGGCACUCAGACAAAGGCCGAAGCAGCCCAGCCAACAAUUAAGAAUGAUGCUAGUCAGCAAACCAAUUACGGAGUUGCGGUUCUGGAUAAGGAAAUCAUCCAGCUUUCUGAGUACCUCAAAGAGGCCUUACAAAGGGAGCUGGUUCUAAAACAGAAAAUGGUGAUUCUCCAAGACCUUCUCUCCACUCUGAUAAGGGCCUCUGACAGCUCUUGGAAGGGCCAGCUUAACGAAGACAAAUUGAAGGGCAAACUGAGAUCUUUAGAAAACCAGCUGUACACCUGUACUCAGAAAUAUCCGCCUUGGGGAAUGAAAAAGGUGUUAUUGGAGAUGGAAGACCAGAAAAACAACUAUGAGCAGAAGGCCAAGGAGUCACUGCAGAAGGUGCUGGCGGAGAAAAUGAGUGCGGAGCAGCAACUGCAGAGCACACAGCGGUCCCUGGCUCUGGCCGAGCAGAAGUGUGAAGAGUGGAGGAGCCAGUAUGAAGCUCUGAAGGAGGACUGGAGGAACCUGGGGGCCCAGCACAGGGAGCUGGAGAGCCAACUCCACGUGCUCCAGUCCAAACUGCAGGGAGCAGACAGUAGAGACCUUCAGAUGAACCAGGCUCUGCGACUUCUGGAAAAUGAGCACCAGGAACUGCAGGCCAAGAUUGAACACCUGCAGGGGGACAGAGAUCUGUACAGCUCAGAUACCCUGCACCUACAAGAUCAACUGAAGAGGUCAGAGGAGGAGAAACUCGCCCUGGUGGCCCAAGUACAGCAGCUGCAGGGUUUGCUCCAGAAUCAAUCCUCACAGCUUCAAGAACAGGAGAAACUCUUAACAAAGAAAGAUCAGGCUUUGCCUGUGUGGAGUCCAAAGCCCUCCCAUUAUGAAGUGGAACCUGAGGGUACAGGGAAGGAGAAAGAAUGGGAUUUCAGAGACCAGCUGCAAAAGAAGACUUUGCAGCUCCAGGCCAAGGAAAAGGAGUGCAAAGAACUGCAUUCGGAGUUAGACAACCUCAGUGACGAGUACCUCUCCUGCCUGCGUAAGCUGCAGCACUGUCGAGAAGAGCUGAACCAGAGCCAGCAGCUGCCUCCCAGAGUAAGAGGGUCUAUCCUCCCAGAUCGUCCUGCAUGUUGGUGGGAUGGUUCCUCCUUCAGCCAAAUCCUGCAGAUAAAGUUUAUCAGCCCGUGCCAACAUCUGGCCAGCCUGUUCCAUUCAACUUGGUUGACAUACUUGAUAGUAUAA